This is a messenger RNA of Miscanthus lutarioriparius, 870 nucleotides long. Lineage: Eukaryota; Viridiplantae; Streptophyta; Magnoliopsida; Poales; Poaceae. The record is from the annotation of a GenBank genome assembly.
AUGUUACGGAAGUUAUUCGGCUGGCUUGCCAAAUCCACGAACGCACCAUCUCUUGGAUCGCCGCGAGACGUGGAUGUCGUGGACACAUGGGCAUCGCUACCGACUGACCUCCUCCUGGAGAUCGUCCUCCGCAUGGAGGACACCACCGUAGUCCGCUGCGCCUGUGUGUGCAAGCCCUGGCGGCGCGCCAUCAUCGGCAACGCCGCGAGCCUCCGUCGUCGUCCUCACCACGACCGCUUCGAUCCCAGCCUGCUCCUUGGCGUCUUCCACGUGAACAGCGACGAAACGUGGCUGCGGCGCACUCCGGAUCCGUCGCCGUUCCAAUCAGCGCUCCCAUCAAACGGCAGCGGCGGCCACGAGACGGUCGAGUCCUUCGUACCGGCCGCAUCCGCCUCCGCCGCCGGCGCCAUCAGAGGUUUGUACUCCGAGCUAUUGUCCUCCCGUGACGGGUACAUCCUGCUAAAAGCACGCAUAGUGGAUAGGCUUUGCCUGUGCAACCCCAUCACGGGAGUCUGCACGUUUUUCCACCCACCUGCACCAUAUGCGGACUGCGUGUACGUCUUGCUCACCACCGGCCACGACGACCUUUCGCCGUCUGGCGCCGCCAUGAACGACGACUUGGCGGUGCGGAUACUUGCCGUGAAAAGGACAUACAAUUCUGUCUCUAACGAGGAAACAGAAAGACUGACCUACCAGGUCUUCUCCACCUCCGGCUCCGGUGACGGCACUGCUGGGAUGUGGGGGCCAGUCAAGCGCUCUCUCGGGGAGAUGGAGCAGGCUGUGUGCCCGUGGAUAGGACGCCGCAGCACGCUGGUCAGCCGUGGCGCCGUCUACUGGCUUGCCGGGCGUGGAGACCGGUUAAUAUUCUAG